This is a messenger RNA of Symbiodinium sp. CCMP2592, 642 nucleotides long. Lineage: Eukaryota; Dinophyceae; Suessiales; Symbiodiniaceae. The record is from the annotation of a GenBank genome assembly.
AUGUGGGACCGUUUAGCCCGCGACAACCUCAACCGUUCGGACACACAAUCCCACACUCUGCUUCAUUAUCCCAUCGAAUCUCAACCCGUACCAACCUUUUCCAACACUGGUGCCGCAGCACUGAGCCGUGAUUUUGAGGUGGGAAGUUGUCCUGACUUAUUGAAGUUUGGGGCGGUGAGCGUGGGGAGUUGUUUUCUAGCCUGGCCUGGCAGUAGCUCUCACCGCCAGGUCACGGUUCCAACGCUGAUCAUCCAUGGAGAUCAGGACGAGGUUAGCAUAGCUGAGCAACUCUCAUCACUGGCCUGUGCUCAUGCACAGCCUGUCCGCCUGCGCCAGAUCAGCCCCGUGGAGCAAGCCGUGUGCGCACACAAAGCUUGUAGCUCAGAGCGGAAGCUGGUACGGUACCCCAGGGCUGGGCACAACGACCUUCGGCUGCUUGCCAAGCGGGAGUACUUCCAGGAGCUGAAGGCGCUUUGCACUCGGGUGGUCACCGGCGACUCCGAGGCUUUGGCGGAGCCCUCCGGCCAGACGUGGCUGGGCAUGAUCAGCGACUUCAUCAGCAACGGCUCAGCCCUGAAGUGCUUGCCCGGAGUACGGCGGUGCUUCGUCACCGACCCCGAGAUGACAAACUCGCCUCGCUGA